UAAAUACAUACGAAGACAAAAAAGUUAAGGACAAGAUACACGAGUAAAAUAAUCAGCUGAAAAUGGUCAUACCGUAAAUUCACAUUACAACACACAUCUUACUGACAAAACAAUUAUUUAAGAGCUAAUUACCAUCAGUUUGUUAAUACAAUCUAAUUAAUAAGUUCAAGUAGGUGAGGAUUUAGAUAAUUAUCGCUAUUGAUAAGGAGUAAUUAAAUAAACAGUAAUGAUGAAUAUGUGGAAAGUUCGAGAGCUCAUGGAUAAGGCGACGAAUGUCGUCAUGAAUUAUACAGAAACAGAAGCCAAAGUAAGGGAGGCUACAAAUGAUGACGCUUGGGGACCAACAGGUGCUAUGAUGCAAGAACUUGCACAGGCAACAUUUACUUACGAACAAUUUCCUGAAGUUAUGUCAAUGCUUUGGAAACGUAUGUUGCAAGAAAAUAAACGUAAUUGGAGGCGUACCUACAAGAGUCUCCUGUUGCUGAACUAUUUAGUACGCAAUGGGUCCGAGCGGGUAGUGACGUCAUCUCGUGAGCAUAUUUAUGACCUUCGGUCUCUGGAAAACUACACAUUCGUCGACGAGAUCGGCAAAGAUCAGGGUAUUAAUGUACGGCAUAAAGUGAGAGAAUUGAUAGAAUUUAUUCAGGACGACGAUAAAUUGAGGGACGAGCGUAAAAAAGCCAAGAAAAAUAAAGAUAAAUAUGUUGGGAUGUCAAGCGACGCGAUGGGAAUGAAUUUCCCUUCGGGUGACCGGUGGUCCGAUAACCCAAAAUGGCAGACUAAUAAACAAAAUGACACCCCGACUUCAGCUUACAACGACUGGGGCGACACCAGGCGGAAUUACGACGACACCAAUAAUUCAGAUGAUGGAGAGCGCGAAGAUUCGGAUAACGAUAAUAAUGUCAACAAUUCGCGGUCGCCAAAAAAAAAUGAUAACGUAAAUAAAGAUUUACGUGAGUCAUUGGAUACUUUAGAUAAAAUAAGAAAAUUGACGGCCACAAAUGUUUCGACUGGAGCGACAAAUAAUUCUCCAAGUCGUACUCGUCAACUAAAAAAAGUUGAUCUGGGUGCGGCUGCGCACUAUGGUCGUGAUAUUAUUAACGAUAACAAAAAGGACAAAGAUAAAGAUAAAAUAAAAGAUAAAGAUAAGGUUAAGGAUAAUGAUAUUGUCAAUGUGGAUAAUAAUAAAAUUAGUAGUGAGAAAAGUAAAAAUAUAUUUAAUGAUAUUUUUGACUCGCAAAACAACGGAGGUUAUGACGAUGACUUUAAUCCGAGAGACAGCGCUGAAAGCGGGAAAAAUUUGAACUUUGAUUUCAAUGCGACGUUUGAUAAACAGGGGAAGGAAGAGGUUAAGACUGGAGGUAAUGGUACGGAUGAGUUUGCGGACUUUACCUCGGCGUUCAAUUCGGGAGUUACGAUAGACAACUGGGCGGCGGGACCAACGGUAACGGCAGGAGAUACGACGGGUGAUUUGUUCGGGAACAAUGCGGUUACGAGGAGCAACAAUAAUAAUACUGGAUUAUCAACAGAUUUAUUAUCAGAUUUUGACGGAUUUAAUUCAUUUACCAAUAAUUCACAACAAAACGUCAAUAUUUUUAAUAAUUCUACACUUGACAACAGUGCCAAUUUAUUGUCAUGUACAAACAAUACCGGAUUUUUAUCUCCAAUACCAAUGAAUAGUAGAACAAACGAUUUGUUGACAACCUCAUCAGCAACGACACCAUCGCAAAUCGGAUCGACGUGGGCCGGCGCUGGGUUAAAAAUUGACUUAGACAAUUUAAUGGGCAAUAAAAAUAAACCUUCUGGUCCAGCGCCUACUAUGAAUCAAUUAGCAUCUACAAGUCCCCAACAUCAACCACUUCAAUCAACAUUGAGAAUGCAGUCAAUAGGAAACCAACAAAAUCCAAAUACUUUCCCUUCGUUCCUUUGAGUAUAAUUUUUUUUUUUUUUAAUAAAUUUUUUUUGAAAAUUUUUUUUAAGUAUAAAUAAGUAUUAAGUUUUGCAGCUAAAAAUGUCUUUUACGAUAUUAGAAAAUAAAGAAUUUUUUUUUUUUAUAAAAUAUAAUUAAUAAUAAAAAGACAAUACCGUAAGCUUCCGAAACGAAUUUAAGUGAAAUAUGAAAAUUCAUUUACGUUAAAUGUUAUUGUUGUAAUUUGUAAUUUUUUAAUUUUAAAAAAUAAAUCGUCUAGUGGGCUAGAGAAUGCGAUGCUGAGUGAAAUGAGUACCCACAUCGAUAUUUUCGGACGCGGUGCAAAUUAAUGAUAAUUAAGAUGAUUAAUUAAUUAAGGGCAGAGAGAGAAAAUGUUUAUAGGAGCAUAGGGUUGUUGGUACUCAUUUAACGUGGAAUUUUAUCACGAAUUCAAAUUUCAAAUUUAAAAAAAAAAAAAUUCGAAUUUUGAAUUAAUAAAUUUUUUAUUUUUUCUUUUUAUACAAAAAUUUUCGUAGGGUUAAAUUUGUAGUAAAAUUUCCUGUCGUUUGAGUACCCACAUCGAUAUAUUUAAAAAAAGUGCACGCAAUUAAAAAUUAUUAACAUAUAAUUGAUUAAUUAAUAACUAGAUUCAUCGCAGGAAGCUGUGGUUUAAAUCCAGGGUUGUUGGUACUCAUUUUACGCGAAAUUUCAUCGACUUUCCGAGUAUAAUUUUUAUUUUACAAAAUUUUCAAUUUCAAAAAAAUUAUGGCCCAUUUUUCUACCCAUCGUUUUUUUUUUUUUUAUGAUAAUCGGCUCUAGUCCUAGACGAAGCGGAUUAUAAUAAUCGAUUUCGUGUUUUUGAAAGGUUUUUUUAUUAGAAACGAAAAAUUAAAAUCAUUCCAAAUAUUAAAAAUGCAAUAAUUAAUAAAAAUAAUUUUGUUUAAGUUUUUUUAUUUUAAUCAUUCCAAAAAUAACAAAGAUUGAUUAUCGAUAUUAUAAAUAAAUAUAUAUAAAUGUAAAUUACACGGAUAUAUAGCUAAUUAGCAAGAAAAUAAUUAAUGGUAUGUAAAAUGAAUUAAUAGAUUGAAUUAAUAAGUCAAAAGAAUAAAUAAAAGGAAACAAUAUUAAUAAAAACAUCACUUGUUAAUAAAAAAAAAAAAACAUAUCUGUACAAUAUUUCAUAUAACAAUUAGUUAAUUUGUUAAUUAAUUGACUGUAUUAAAUUGCUAAGCAAUAAAAUCACUGAUAAGUUAAAGAAGUAUAUUUAUAAUUACUAAUUAAUUGAAAGAAAAAUAAGUUAGAGAUAAAAAUUCAUCGGUUGUCUGCGUUAAAGAAAAGUUAAUUAGUAUUAAUUAUUAGGUAGAGUAAAAAAUUUUUUAUUCGAUAUAUCGAAAUUUGAAUCACUAUCAAAAUUUGUAUUUCGAUAAAUUGAGACUUGAUGAACUUACGAUCGAUGUAUCCAAACUUAUAAUCGAUAUAUCGAAAUUUACAAUCGAUAUAUCGAAAUUUACAAUCGAUGUAUCGAAAUUUGCAAUCGAUAUAUCGAAAUUUUCAAUCGAUAUAUUGAGAUUUGUAAUUCAAUACAUCGAACUUUGAUAUUCAAUACAUCAGUUCUUAAAUCGAUUAAUCGAAACUCAGAUCGAUAAAUCGAAGUAUGUAAUUGAAUAUAUCGAAACUUGUAAUGAUUUGAUUUAUCAAAUCUUCACUUGAUUUACUGAACUUUAAAUUCGAUAUAUAAAAAUUCGAAUCGAUUUAUCGAAAUUUGGAUCGAUCGAUUUAAAUUUUUUGUUCGAUAUAUCGAAAUUGGAAUCACUAUCAAAAUUUUUUUUUCGAUAAACUGAUACUUUAAUAUAUUAUCCCAAUUCGUAUUCGGAUAAAUUGUUAAUCUUACAAUCGAUGUAUCAAAACUUAUAAUCGAUAUAUUGAAAUUUACAAUCGAUCUAUCGAAACUUUAUCAAAAUAUUGAGAUUUGUAAACCAAUAUAUCGAACUUUGAUAUUCGAUACAUCGAUACUGAGAAACUUAGAUCGAUAAAUCGAAGCCCGAAAUUUGACAUAUCGAAACUCGUAAUUCGAUUGAUUAAAACUCGAUUUGAUCAAUCGAAUCUUAAAUUUGAUUUAUAAAAACUCGAAUCCAUUUGUCGAAACUUCGAUCCAUAGAUCGAAGUCUGUAUUCAAUAUAUAUCGGAACUUCUUAGUUGAUUUAUCAAAACUUUAUCAAAAUAUUCGAUUCAUCGAACCUUAUAUUCGAUGUAUAAAAUCUCGAAUCGAUUUAUCGUAAUUUGUAUUUCAAUAUAUCGAAACUCGAAUUGAUUUUUCGAUAGCUGUAUUUCAAGGAUUCAUAGUCUCGAUUCGAACUUUUGGUUCGAUAUAUCGAAAUUAGGAUCGAUAUGUAUUGAAAUUUUAAUCGAUAAAAGUAAAAAUAUAUAUUUUGGAAUUUUUAAUUAAAUAUAUCGAAUCAUAAAUUUGAUAUAUCGAACUUUUAAUCGAUGUAACGAAAUCGAUUUAUUGAAAUUUCAAGUUCGAUGUAUAUUGAAACUGAACUAAAGAAAUCGGAAUAAAAAUUUAAUAGAUCGAAACUUGAAUCGAUGUAUCGAAAUGUGAAUCUAUAAAUCGAUGUAUUGAAAUGUGAUUCGAUAAAUCGGUAUAUCGAAACGUGAUUCGAUAAAUCGAUAUGUGAUUUGAUAAAUCGAU
Molecule: messenger RNA, 4601 nt
Organism: Microplitis mediator
Lineage: Eukaryota; Metazoa; Arthropoda; Insecta; Hymenoptera; Braconidae
Gene: lqfR
Product: clathrin interactor 1
Exons: 8
Coding region: 227-1930 (567 amino acids)
Biological process (GO): endocytosis
Cellular component (GO): endosome; plasma membrane; clathrin vesicle coat
Molecular function (GO): clathrin binding; phospholipid binding
Source: RefSeq, a predicted model, not a curated record